This is a messenger RNA of Xiphophorus couchianus (Monterrey platyfish), 2332 nucleotides long. RefSeq names its product jagunal homolog 1a (gene jagn1a). Gene Ontology annotation, cellular component: endoplasmic reticulum membrane. The coding region runs from base 1354 to 1905 and encodes 183 amino acids. The transcript is spliced from 3 exons. The record is from RefSeq and is a predicted model, not a curated record. Gene Ontology annotation, biological process: granulocyte colony-stimulating factor signaling pathway; vesicle-mediated transport; endoplasmic reticulum organization. Lineage: Eukaryota; Metazoa; Chordata; Actinopteri; Cyprinodontiformes; Poeciliidae.
AUCUUUUGUGUUACUGUACUACGCAUUCAACCAUCGAGCUUGUCCAGAGGUAGGUAAAUACUCAGCGGUAUAAUGAAUCAUAACAUGAAUUGAUAUUUAAGCAUUGUUGAGGACGCUAACUCGAAGCCAGUCUAGUGUUUAAUACGCACCUGCUCAAAUGAAGUAAAUACAGGAAAUAGUCAGGCUCAGCAGCUAACGCGCUCCCUGCUUUCCGCCAUCGUCGUUUUUCUCGGUCUUAAGUUUUCGGUUUGUAUCUAAACAACUGUUUAUACCAUUGUAUAAAUGCAGCAGAGUAUUUACACUUAGUAACCCUUUUCUCAUUUUGUCAUGAGGCAAAAACCUCAUCGUAUUUUAUUGGAAUGUUGUAAACCAGCAAAAAGCUUUACGUCACUGCAGCUCGGAAAUAAAAUUAUUUUCAUUUUUUGGGAAAGUUUGAAAAGUUUGGCAUUCAUUGGUAUUCAAUUCCCUUUACUAAAUAACAUUUAGUUACUAAACAACAAUAUAAAUUCAUUGAGGUCUUGAGAAGGCAACGCUUCAACUUGACAUCGGUAGAUUAUUUAAUAUUCUAUUAUAAUCUUAAUCUAUAUACAGCUGUUCUGUGAGGCAUGUGGCUUGUUUUUAUUCACGAACACACAUGAAUAGAUUAUGGAAAGGUUCAAUAUCUAUCUAUCUAUCUAUCUAUCUAUCUAUCUAUCUAUCUAUCUAUCUAUCUAUCUAUCUAUCUAUCUAUCUAUCUAUCUAUCUAUCUAUCUAUCUAUCUAUCUAUCUGCUCUUGCAGAGCUCUGUUCUAUCAGUCAUCUAGAUUCAAGAAGAAUCUGCUUGGAUCUAAACUGGAUCUCAAAAAAUAUGAAGACUUUCAUGUUCUUUGAGAUCAUGUAAGUCAAGUUCUCAACAUGACUUUCAUGAACUUUUAGCUCAACAUGAAAGUCACUACAUUUGGAGAAAAUCUAACACACUGAUCCCAAUAUUAUGUGAUGAUGGCAGCAUUGGCAGCAUCAUGCUGUGGGGAGAGAAGCUAGUCAGAGUUUGUGGCCCGAUGCAAACAGUGAAAUAUAAGACCUUCCUAGAAGAAAAUCUGUAAAGAUUUGUCUUUAUGCAGGUCAACAAACGUUAUAUAUGCUGUAUUUUCUUUUUACUUCCACUUUACAAUUAUACAACACAACACUUUUGCGAGGCACUUCACAACACACUGACCUUUUAAAAAUCUAUUUAACACCUAAAGUUAUUAUUAUUGUAGGAGGUAAUUAUCUGUGUUUGACCUGUUUAUAUUUUCUAUCUAAACAAUCAAUAGAAAUAUUUGCAGCUUAUUUUGUGUAAAGUUGUGUAUUUCGUGUGGAACAGGAUCGUCCGAACAUGACAUCCCGUGUUGGUCCCAGAACAGCCAGUACAAAUGGAAGUGACUUCAAACCCAGAGAAAAGGUGGCCCCACAUUACCAGAUGAGUGCUUCCUUGAAGUCAGAGGUUCGGAAGCUGAACUGGGUCCACCUUCUGAUCUGGUUGCUAGUGGCUGCACAAGUGAUUGUGAGCCACUUUGACCUGGUGUCACACGACACAGUGUCCAUACCGUACCAGUGGGAGUACCCCUACCUGCUCAGCCUCAUCCCCCUGCUCUGCAGCAGCCUGUCACUUCCAAACAAUAACAUCAGCUACCUGGUUAUAUCCAUGAUCAGUGCAGGGCUUUUCUCUGUGGCGCCUCUCAUUUAUGGUGGCAUGGAGAUGUUUCCUGUAGCUCAGCAGCUCUAUCGCCAUGGAAAAGCCUACCGCUUUAUUUUUGGCUUCUCUGCUGUGACUGUUAUGUACCUCAUCAUGGUGGUUGCUGUUCAAGUGCAUGCAUGGCAAAUAUACUACAUGAAGAAACUUUUAGAUUCAUGGUUUGAUGCCACUCAGGAAAAGAAGAAGAAAUGAAUGUAUAAAAAGGAUUGCUUCUGGAAAAUGUAUGUUUAUGUUGUAAGUUUCAUUCAGUUGCAUUUGUUAGAUCAGAAAAAUCCCACCGCAUAACAUAUUUAAGAUCCUAGAACAGUAAUAAGUAGCAGGUUUGCUUGCAUCUUGUGUCUGCAGUAACCAAUGAAAUCUUUGCACCUUCUUCAGUAAUAAGCAGGCUUCUGCUUUUCUCUAAAAAGAUCUCAGGUUACAGUGAUUUCAUUUUGCUCAUGCUUGCACAACAAAGACACAAGUUGUGUCAGUGUAUACAUUUUGCUCCUAAACUCCCAGUGUUUGUUCAUAUUAGGUGGUUUAUUUGGUCUCGUUUGAUUAUGUUAUGUAAAUUAUGAUUAUAUCUCUAUUUUUAGUGAGAAAAAAACUAUUAAAGAAGAAAUAAAAUCAUCAUAACCUC